AGCCAGUGGUUUGCGAGUGCAGUCCCCCGACGAUACAUCCACUAAUCAGUUGAAGUUCUGAUAGCACUCGAGAGCUCUUCAUCCCACAUUUUUGGGAUGUUGAGUGUUCAAAAGUCAGUGAAUCCCUCCGGUAUUAAAGUGUUUCGCAAAUUUCCGGGGAUCGAUCGAUCAUUCAACUCAAAUCAUCCAAAACACGAGUCAUUAAAUCAAUUUUAUUAGACGAUAUUAAUUUAAUAUUCAUUCAAUAAAAUAAAAUUAUGACCCGAUUACAACGAAAUUAUGUAGUUAAAUAGAUUGUAUAAGAGAAUUGCUGAACAAAUUGAAAAAUCGUGUGAUAAAAAAUUACUGACGAGGAAAUGUUGGAUAACUGAGGCACAAAAAAUGCCAUUGAUACGUGCGCCAAUAGUUUCCGCAAGUGAAUUCUUGCUGAAGGCCGCUCUUGACGGAAUCUGCUGAAAUCGACAACUCUCGAUUUUUUCAUCACCUCUGAUUUCAAUUCACGCUCGAUGACCGGUGAAAUCUGUUGGUCGAAAAAAAAUCGAGACAAUGGCUAGACAGAUGUGCAAAUCCACUGAAUUCAUCUGGUGGUGUGCGACGAUUCUCUUCGUCACUCGAUCGGCGUCUCAAGUUCAGAUUGCGCCAGGGCCAUCUCCAGACUUCAGUACACACAGCCGUGUUCGACCACGAGUGUUCAAUGCUAGAGAUAAACAAAUGAUUGAUGACACGAGGAUAAACAAUUUUAACCAUUCAGAUGUGCUCACUAUUGACUUAGAAAUUGAUGGAAUUCAGCGUACCCUCGAUCUCAGGCUCAAUACAGAUCUCAUUCCCGUAGGAUAUAAGCAGAGAACACAGUAUGAAGGAUAUUCUACAACUGAAAUACCUCAAAUAGUUGAAUUAUGUCAUUAUCAAGGAAGCCUCCGAGGCGCCCCAGGCUCCUGGGCGGCGGUGUCGACCUGUCGCGGCCUGCGCGGCGUCAUCUACGACGCCCGAAACCUCCACUACAUCCACCCCCACGAGAACACCCUCGACACCGUCCACUACCUCUACAAGCACAGCGAUCUCAUAUCAAACAGGACCUGUUCACCGUCCGGGGAUUCCCCCAAUUCCCCCAGAACCCGGCGAGCCCUCGCUCCCGCCAGAGGGCGGCUCAUUCUGGGUCCCUACAACGCCAACUCCGGGUCUCGCUACCUCGAGCUGGCCUUCGUCGUCGACCAAAAGAUCUACGCCAAACUAGGAAGCGACAUCGACGAAGUCCACCGUCACAUCAAGGACCUCGCCAACAUAAUAAACGCCCUGUACACCCCAUUGAACGUCUUCGUGGCGCUCGUGGGGAUCGAAGUCUGGACGCAGUACGACAAGAUCCCGCUCUCCCCCGUCAGCGCGCGGACGCUGGAGAGCUUCAUGGAGUACCGCAGGCGGUACCUCCUCCGCGAAAUUCCGAACGACAACUCUCAACUGCUGACAGGCAUUCGUUUUGACGGCGGAAUAGUCGGAAAAGCCGGUGUCGGCUCGAUUUGCACGUUCGAGUCGUCGGGAGGUGUCAACAUGGACCACUCGACGAUCACCGGACUGGUUGCGGCGACCGUGGCCCACGAGAUCGGGCACAAUUUCGGCAUGAGUCAUGACGCGGAAUACUGCCAAUGUCCGGAGACGGAAUGCAUCAUGAAUGCGGCGCUGACGUCGAAAGCUCCGGUUCACUGGUCCUCCUGUUCCCUCGAGCAGUUGUCGCUGGGCUUCAGUCAGGGCAUGGACUACUGUCUGCGGAACAGGCCGGCGAGACUCUUCGAGGGGGGAGAGUGCGGCAACGGGUUCGUGGAGUCGGGGGAGGACUGCGACUGCGGCCUCGAGGGGUAUUGUGAUAAUAAGUGCUGUGAUGCUCGGACUUGCAGGUUUACGUCCAAUGCGGCCUGUGCAACCGGUGAAUGCUGUGACCUGACAACUUGUCAACUAAAGAAGCCCGGGGUUCCCUGCAGAACAUCGUCGCACGAGUGCGAUUUACCUGAGUACUGCCCGGGAAAUUCCGAAUACUGCCCUGAGGAUGUCCACAAAAUUGACGGCCAUCCUUGCAAAAUGGGGAGAGCUUUCUGCUACCGCGGCGCAUGCAAAACUCAUGACGACCAAUGCAAGCUUCUCUGGGGUCCAAGUGGUAUCUCGUCAGGUCUUCCCUGCUACGAGUUGAAUGUCAAUGCAAAUGUCACAGGCAAUUGCGGAUACAAUCCCGUAGAUUCCACCUUCAGACCUUGCAGGAAGAAGAAUACUUUGUGUGGAAGGCUUCAGUGCAAGCAUUUGGGAGCGGAAAUGCGGUUCCAAUUUGGGUCAGACGCUUUUGUGAGGGGGGGUCACACUUACGUUUACGGCCCUAAUUAUUCGGUUCUGUCAUGCAAAAUCGCUAUUGUUGAUCUUGGAACGAGAGAUGUUGAUCCAGGACUCGUGCCCAACGGCGCCAAGUGCGCUGAGGGGAGGAUGUGCGUAGAUCAGAAAUGUCUGACUGUCGAGAAUUUCAUGAAGAGGAUCGACAGGGACUUGGCGUGUUUGAACAACUGCAGUGGGAAUGGAGUUUGCAACAGUCUCGGGCGCUGUCAUUGUGACGAGGGAUUUGGGCCACCUGAUUGCACUCAGAGGGGGCUUGGGGGGUCUCAGGACAGCGGUCCCCCUGAUACUGUUGAUGAUGAAACCAACGGAGUUGCAAUCGCCCUCUGCAUCAUCUUCUUGGGAAUUCUUCCACUAAUCGCCGUAACUUUACUCUGCAUUUGGUACAAACGAAACCGAUCGAGUUCAAUUUUCACAAAAAUGUUCUUAUCAACGUAUGUCUCCGCGGUUAAGUGUUUCGAACGCGUCAGGGGUUUCUUCACAUCAGAACGCUCUCCAGACCCGUACGAGGGAUCACCCAAAGUGUUCACAAUAAGUGAUAGAGUUCCAGGGAAUGGACUGACGAUAACGAAGACGAAUUUCGUUAGUACGACGAAUCCAGGUGUGAUUAGAUCUAGUAAAAAUAUAAGAAUUCGUCAUUCCGCCGGGGCUGAUGACUCAUCUGACGUAGAAUCGGUCGUCAAAUCGAAUAGUCGAUUGAGGAUUCAACAUUCUGAUGAAAUUCCCUCUCGCAGUACUCCGAGGGAGUUGUCCUCUGAGGCAUCGCCUGAUUCAGAAUGUCUUUAUGAGUCAAAUUCCGAGAUUUAUGUGGCCUUCAAGAAACUGAGUCCGAGGGGUCUGGAAAAACCGACAGGUACUCCAGAAAAUGCGGACUCUAGAUCGACUAGAUCUUUUUAUAGGAAAAAACCACCGCCACCGCCAAUUUUGUAAUAUUUGAUACAGAAAAUUUCGUAAAUAAAAUCCUUUUUACUGAUUA
Diachasma alloeum is the source of this 3346-nucleotide messenger RNA. Its product is annotated as zinc metalloproteinase-disintegrin-like MTP8. The record is from RefSeq and is a predicted model, not a curated record. The coding region runs from base 547 to 3300 and encodes 917 amino acids. NCBI's taxonomy places the organism in Eukaryota, Metazoa, Arthropoda, Insecta, Hymenoptera, Braconidae. The transcript is spliced from 6 exons. Gene Ontology annotation, biological process: membrane protein ectodomain proteolysis. Gene Ontology annotation, molecular function: metalloendopeptidase activity.